AUGGAGAACACAGCAGCCAUAGAGAACACAACAACCAUAGAGAAAACAGCAGCCAUUGAGAACACAGCAGCCAUAGAGAACACUGCAGCCAUAGAGAACAGGGCAGCCAUUGAUAACUCAGCGGUCAUUGAGAUCACAGCAGCAAUAGAGAACACAACAGUCAUAGAGACCAGGGCAGCCAUAGAGAACACAGCAGCCAUAGAGAACACAGCAGCCAUUGAGAACACAGCAGCCAUAGAGAACACAACAGUAAUAGAGACCACAGCAGCCAUAGAGAACACAUCAGCCAUAGAAAACUCAGCAGCCAUAGAGACCAUAGCAGCCAUAGAGAACACAGCAGCCAUAGAGAACACAUCAGCCAUAGAAAACUCAGCAGCCAUAGAGACCAUAGCAGCCAUAGAGAACACAGCAGCCAUAGAGAACACAGCAGCCAUAGAGAACACAGCAGUCAUAGGAAACACAGCAGCCAUAGAGAACCCUGCGGCCAUUGAGAACACAGCAGCCAUUGAGAACACAGCAGCCAUAGAGAACACAGCAGCCAUAGAGAACACAGCAGCCAUAGAGAACACAGCAGUCAUAGGAAACACAGCAGCCAUAGAGAACACUGCGGCCAUUGAGAACACAGCAGCCAUAGAGAACACUGCGGCCAUUGAGAACACAGCAGCCAUAGAGAACACUGCGGCCAUUGAGAACACAGCAGCUAUAGAGAACACAGCAUCUAUAGGGGACACAGAAGCCAUAGAGAACACACCAGCCAUAGUGAACACAGCAGCUAUAGAUAACACAGCAGCCAUAGAGAACACAACAGCCACAGAACACAUUGAGAACACAGUAGCCAUAGAAAACACAGCAGCCAUAGAGAACUCAGCAGCCAUUGAGAAGACAGCAGCCAUUGAGAAGACAGCAGCCAUUGAGAAGACAGCAGCCAUUGAGAACACAGCAGCCAUUGAGAACACAGCAGCCAUAGAAAACACAGCAGCCAUAGAGAACUCAGCAGCCAUUGAGAAGACAGCAGCCAUUGAGAACACAGCAGCCAUUGAGAAGACAGCAGCCAUUGAGAACACAGCAGCCAUUGAGAAGACAGCAGCCAUUGAGAAGACAGCAGCCAUUGAGAAGACAGCAGCCAUUGAGAAGACAGCAGCCAUAGAGAACACAGCAGCCAUAGAGAACACAGCAACCAUUGAGAACACAGCAGCCAUUGAGAACACAGCAGCCAUAGAGAACACAGCAGCCAUAGAGAACACAGCAACCAUUGAGAACACAGCAGCCAUUGAGAACACAGCAGCCAUAGAGACCACAGCAACCAUAGAGCCUGCACAAGCUCGCACUCUGCCUCUGGUCUUUACCGACUUGACAGUUCCAAAGGAAAAUUUCCUCACCAGGUGUCCGGGUGACGGAUGCCGUAUCAGUGUACAGACGUUGGGACGGGAAGGAUACAUCAACCACUGGGGACACAUCAAUCAUGAGGACACAUCAACCACUGGGGACACAUCAACAACUGAGGACACAUCAACCAAUGGGGACACAACAACCGCUGGGGACACAUCAACCACUGAGGACACAGCAAACAAUGAGGACACAUCAUCCACUGAGGACACAUCAACCACUGGGGACACAACAACCACUGGGGACACAUCAACCACUGAGGACACAUCAACCACUGAGGACACAUCAACCACUGAGGACACAUCAACCACUGAGGACACAUCAACCACUGAGGACACAGCAAACAAUGAGGACACAUCAACCACUGGGGACACAUCAACCACUGAGGACACAGCAAACAAUGAGGACACAUCAACCACUGAGGACACAGCAAACAAUGAGGACACAUCAACCACUGAGGACACAGCGAACAAUGAGGACACAUCAACCACUGAGGACACAUCAACCACUGAGGACACAGCAAACAAUGAGGACACAUCAACCACUGAGGACACAGCAAACAAUGAGGACACAGCAAACAAUGAGGACACAGCAAACAAUGAGGACACAGCAAACAAUGAGGACACAGCAAACAAUGAGGACACAGCAAACAAUGAGGACACAGCAAACAAUGAGGACACAGCAAACAAUGAGGACACAUCAACCACUGAGGACACAUCAAACAAUGAGGACACAUCAACCAGUGAGGACACAUCAACCACUGAGGACACAGCAAACAAUGAGGACACAUCCUUUAGGUUCUCAGCAAUGAACAAAAAUUAA
Molecule: messenger RNA, 2208 nt
Organism: Procambarus clarkii (red swamp crayfish)
Lineage: Eukaryota; Metazoa; Arthropoda; Malacostraca; Decapoda; Cambaridae
Source: RefSeq, a predicted model, not a curated record